GUUAGAAAUCCCAAGCUGAAGGCAAGACAGGAAGCCGUUAUACUUGCGUACAGUAGAUAGGACCAGAAAUACAGCGUACUAGGCGGAAGUGGAAGCGGAAGUGUAUAUGUUGACAGUUCAAGUAGAAUCUCUGAGAACGUAAGUUAGCUGUGUAACAGGAUCAGUGAGUAGCUACACGGUAACUGUUAAGAAACUUGGAGCAAGAUGAUUCCUACUGAUGAUGCUUCAACUAGGAAAAGGGAAAUAGAGGACAAACUCCGACAGGAGCAAGAAACUUUAAACUUCAUAAAGGAGAGCCUUGAAAAAAGUGACCAGUUAACAAAAAAUAUGGUUUCUAUCUUGUCAUCAUUUGAAAGUCGGCUUAUGCAACUGGAGAACUCUAUUAUCCCUGUACACAAACAGACUGAGAACUUACAGCGUCUCCAGGAUAAUGUGGAGAAAACUUUGUCCUGUCUCGAUCAUGUGAUCAGUUACUAUCAUGUUGCCAAAGAUAGUGAGCGAAUCAUCAAAGAAGGACCUACAGGACGACUUGUUGAAUAUUUGGAGUGUAUGGGUAAAAUCCAGAAAGCAGUUGAAUAUUUUCAGGACAACAACCCAGACAGCCCAGAACUGAACAGAGUGAAAUCACUGUUUGAGAAGGGUAAAGAGUCUCUGGAAACAGAAUUCCGCAAUCUCCUGACCCGUCACAGUAAACCCGUUCCUCCUAUCCUGAUCCUGGAUCUCAUUAGUACUGAAGAUGAAGUAGAGACACAGGAAGAGGUGACCCUAGAACACCUGCCUGAAAAUGUAUUGGCUGACAUAAUCUGCAUCUCAGGUUGGCUUGUUGAUUAUGGAAGAAACCAAGAUUUUAUGAAUGUAUAUUAUCAGAUUCGGUCCAGUCAACUUGACCGUUCUCUUCGUGGUCUCAAAGAACACUUGCGCAAAAAUAGCUCAUCCUCUGGGGUACUGUACUCUCCAGCUGUGCAGAACAAAAGAAAAGACACCCCAACCAAGAAGCCUGUUAAAAGGCCAGGCACAAUUCGUAAGGCGCAGAACCUUCUCAAGCAAUACUCUCAGCAUGGGCUGGAUGGGAAAAAGGGUGUGUCUAACCUCACUUCCAUGGAAGGUCAUGAUCACGAUGUGCGUUUUAAACAUCAUGUCGAUAACUUGAACGAAAAGCAUGGUCCAGCAGCAGGAAAAGAUGAUGUGCUGGAUAUCGAAAUUGAUGCUUAUAUCCACUGCAUCAGUGCCUUUGUAAAGCUGGCACAGAGUGAAUACCAGUUGCUGACGGAAAUCAUCCCAGAGCACCAUCAGAAGAAGACGUUUGAUUCUCUUAUUCUGGAGGCACUGGACAACCUGAUACAGGAAGGAGAGAGCAUUGUUUCAGCUGCUCGCAGAGCCAUAUUGCGCCAUGACUACUCUGCAGUAUUAACCAUUUUUCCAAUCCUCAGACACCUCAAAAUCACAAAGCCAGAUUUUGAUCAGGUUCUACAGGGCACAGCAGCAAGUACCAAGAACAAGUUACCACAGCUUAUCACCUCGAUGGAGACAACAGGAGCCAAAGCUUUGGAAGAGUUUGCAGACAGUAUCAAGAAUGAUCCAGACAAGGAAUAUAACAUGCCAAAGGAUGGAACAGUUCAUGAACUAACUAGUAAUGCUAUCCUGUUUCUGCAACAGUUACUUGAUUUCAAAGAGACAGCAGGAGCCAUGCUUACUUCCCAGGUUCUGGGGGAUACUUACAAUAUUCCUUUAGAUCCUAGAGAAAGCAGUUCCUCUGCCAGCAGCUACAGCAACGAAUUCAGCAAGCGACUACUUAGUACAUAUAUCUGUAAAGUAUUAGGCAACCUGCAGCUGAACCUUCUGAGUAAAUCCAAGGUUUAUGAAGACCCUGCUUUAAGUGCGAUAUUUCUACUUAACAACUACAACUACAUUCUUAAGUCACUAGAAAAAUGCGGUCUCAUCAAGCUUGUAGCAGUGACACAAAAAACAGCAGAAAAAUCUUAUCAAGAACACAUACAGCAACAGAUUCAGACCUACCAGCGCAGCUGGUCAAAGGUCAUUGACUACAUCAAUGAAAAAAGCCUCCCUGCAUUUCAGCCUGGAGCAAAGCUCAAAGAUAAGGAGAGACAGAUGAUAAAGGAUAAAUUUAAGGGAUUUAAUGACGGAUUGGAGGAACUGUGUAAAAUCCAGAAGGCAUGGGCUAUUCCCGACAAAGAACAGAGAGACAACAUUCGACAAGUUCAGAAACAGAUUGUCACAGAAGCAUAUAAUACAUUUUUGCAGAGAUAUGCAACAGUGUCUUUUACAAAGAAUCCAGAAAAGUACAUCAAAUAUAGGCCUGAACAUGUGGCAGAAAUGAUUGAUAAGCUUUUUGACACAUCAGCAUAAGAACAUUUGCCCGUUCUGGUGGACUUUUUAAGGAAAACCAUGGUUUCAUCUCUCUGGACUGCUGUGACUUGCUAACAGAAGGAAUAACCACAAAAGAAGGAAAAAUAUAUCUGAGCUGUGUAUUUGCACUUUUGUUGGGAAAUUAAAAAUUAUGUUAACACUA
Messenger RNA from Protopterus annectens (West African lungfish), 2530 nucleotides. RefSeq names its product exocyst complex component 7 (gene EXOC7). Gene Ontology annotation, biological process: exocytosis. The transcript is spliced from 21 exons. Gene Ontology annotation, cellular component: exocyst. Gene Ontology annotation, molecular function: phosphatidylinositol-4,5-bisphosphate binding. The record is from RefSeq and is a predicted model, not a curated record. Lineage: Eukaryota; Metazoa; Chordata; Ceratodontiformes; Protopteridae. Bases 205 to 2367 code for a protein of 720 amino acids.